Penicillium pulvis is the source of this 2535-nucleotide messenger RNA. RefSeq names its product putative serine/threonine protein kinase. The transcript has 4 exons. NCBI's taxonomy places the organism in Eukaryota, Fungi, Ascomycota, Eurotiomycetes, Eurotiales, Aspergillaceae. The record is from RefSeq and is a predicted model, not a curated record. Gene Ontology annotation, biological process: protein phosphorylation. Gene Ontology annotation, molecular function: protein kinase activity; ATP binding. The coding region runs from base 1 to 2535 and encodes 844 amino acids.
AUGGAUACACGUGGGUCCCGGUUCUUGGACCCAUCUUCUGCGGUGGCAGCGAUUACUAGGCACAAAGCCGAGGCAAUAAAACUGGCCCGAGAUCAAGGGACUGCCGUGAAGGAGAUGUGCCGACGUGCGAAAACAGAAGUUCCACCAUAUGAAUUCGAAGAGUUGAUUGGUAAGGGUGCCUAUGGUCGUGUUUACAAAGGACGAGAGAUGCCAUCUGGCCGGCUGGUCGCCGUCAAGGUGCUGGACAUUGAUUCACUGGACUAUAAAUCUCUGCGUGAUUUCAGAGACGAAUCGAUCAAAGACUUCAUUCACGAAACCAAAGUGAUGAAACAGGUCAAAGAUUCAGGUGCCAAAAACAUCAAUGAGCUUAUAGAAGCGAUCUCUAUCCACUCACAGCUUUGGCUGGUUUGCGAAUAUUGUCCUGGUGGAAGUGUGCGGACACUGAUGCGCGCAACCGGCGAUAAAUUGGAAGAGCGAUUUAUUAUUCCAAUUGCCCGGGAGCUGGUAGUGGGCUUGCGUGCCAUUCAUGAUGCUGGGAUUAUCCAUCGUGACAUAAAAGCGGCAAAUAUCUUAAUUCACGAGGAAGGUAGACUGGAAAUCUGUGAUUUCGGUGUGGCCGGAAUCCUGCAGUCCCAGCGAGACAAGCGGUCAACAUGGAUUGGCACACCUCAUUGGAUGCCACCAGAGAUGUUCUCAACCCGGGGUCAAGCCCAUCAAUAUGGCAGUGAAAUUGAUGUAUGGGCGUUUGGCUGCACAUUAUUUGAGUUUGCCACCGGAAACCCACCCAAUGCAGGCCUUCGUGAACGCAUGCAAAUUGGACGCCAACUCAAUAGGAACACACCCAAGCUUGAUAGCGAGGACUACAGCGACGGGCUGAAGGACCUUAUCUCGUAUGCUCUAGACUCUAACCCAUCCACCCGUCCUUCCAUGGCGGAUAUCCUAGAACACCCCUAUAUUGCUGGCACUGAAGAAGAAUACCCUACAUCAUCAGUGGGGGACCUUGUCAGGAAUUAUUAUCAAUGGUCGCAACGAGGAGGACAGCGUAUUUCCUUGUUCCACCCUGGAGGUGCUGCAGCCGCUGAGCUUCCAGGUACAGAAGAGUCAGAGGAUGAUUGGAACUUCAGUACAACGGAUGGCUUUGAGCGAAGGUUCUCGGUCAUCGACCUUGAUCAGUUGGCUGCUUCUCUGGCCGAAAUGGAAGAGUCAGUCAGCCCAACUACAGCUACUCCAGAUCACGACUUCCACGAUGACCCGUCAGACAAUGAAUCAAACCCAGAAGACAAAGCGAACUUUGACGAGAGGGUCCGGCGGGGAGCUGUUGCGAUGGAGGGGCUUUUUGACGAGGAAAAGCCGAGCUACAAAUAUGAAACCAAAAACGAUUUUGUGCCCAUUGAGCCUCCUCAGCCGAUUUCUGACCUGCCCCUCCGCACCGACACAGACCGGUCCUCCGUGACAUCCACCUUCAUUGAUAUUGAUAUCGGCUCCUUUGAUUCUUCCCACUAUGCAGCCGGUGCACCAUCCGCACAGCCUUUCCAAUUAGCUGAUGCUGGCACAAUCCGUGCAAACCGAUCAAGUCUACGUGGUAGUCGCUCCAACGACAAUAGUUCACAGUCAUCUGUCAGUGGCGAAGAAAAUAUGGAAUCGCAAGAGGAAGAGUUUCAGCCCCAGUCAGGGCCCCGACCUCCCACCAUGGACUGGAAGUUCCCAGUCUUCUUAAACACAGAGGAGGAGGAGGUCAAGAAAGAAGAACCUGCCCCAGAAUCCGCACCUGAGCCUGCCCAAGAAGAACAAUUCCAGGCCGAAAAGCGUGCCACCAUGGAAUGGACAUUUCCUGUGAUGUCUGACCAGGUGUCAAACGACUCCAAUACGGAUCAAUACGAUACUCUCCGAGCACCACUGCCACCACUUCAGCCAGUUGAAGAGUCUGACAUCUCUCGUCCCGGAACGUCCGCCUCCAACUUGUCAAGUGCAUCUGAGUCAGACUACGAUCCUUUUCGAUUUGACCGUCCAACCACCCCUGAAGGCCCAAGAUCCAAGACCACCAGCCGAGCCCAGUCUUUUGACUCCACCAUUAGUUUGACUUUGUCAAACGGAGACCGUGAAUUCCCCGACGACAGCUCUGUUUCUCUUGAUGGACCCGGCCCUGACGAGGAGGAACCUCAUCCUCUGUGGAAUGAGAACACCGAAAUCAUCGACCCUAACAACAUCCCACCGCUUGAGCUUCCCUUGCCUCGUGAUGAUGUUGAAAAGGCCUCAACCCCGGUCUCCGAGCCUGGUUCUCCCGUCUAUGAUGAUCCACCCACUGUCCGACAGUCUGCCAUUUCUCGGGCUAGUGCCAUCAAAAGACCAGACUCGGGAGUGAUACCAUUCCCCGUCCUUAUGCCACCCAGUGCGGAAAGCUUGAUGGAAGGUGCCGACGAUGCUGUUGUUACUGCUGAGCUUGAGCGACUUCUUGAUGAUUUCCUCGAUGGUCUGGCUGCCACUGGACAAGCACUAUCUCGGUAUGGUGCGGCAAAGGACCCUCCUGAUGUUUAG